This is a messenger RNA of Balearica regulorum gibbericeps (East African grey crowned-crane), 1284 nucleotides long. RefSeq names its product alpha-1-antitrypsin. The record is from RefSeq and is a predicted model, not a curated record. Lineage: Eukaryota; Metazoa; Chordata; Aves; Gruiformes; Gruidae. Gene Ontology annotation, molecular function: serine-type endopeptidase inhibitor activity.
AUGAAGUCUGCAUUGUAUUUGUGUUUGUUGCUUCUCGGACUUCAAGUCAAGGGUCAACAUGGCUCCAACCUCAAUGAUGAACAGCAAGAACAAAAAGUACCCCAUUCCCCAGAAGACCAUUCCCAGGUUGAAGAUGAAAACUUGGCUCUUGUCAAGAUAGCCCCCAGCAACGCUGAAUUUGCAUUUAGGUUUUACAAGCAGGUCAGAGAGGAGGCAGGCAACAAGAACAUUUUCUUCUCUCCUCUGAGCAUCUCCACUGCCUUUGCAAUGCUCUCCCUGGGGGCCAGAUCAAACACGCUCAAACAGCUGCACAAAGGCCUUGCUUUCAACCUGACAGAUAUGGAGGAGCGGGAGAUCCAUGAGGGAUUUCAGCAUGUCCUCCAGCUGCUGAAUGACCCUCACCGAGAAGUCCAGUUGAGCAUGGGCAAUGCCCUGUUCAUAGACAAUCAACUGAAACUGCUCCAAAAAUUUUUGGAUGAUGUCACAAAUUUUUAUUAUUCUGAAGCUAUUUCUAGUAACUUCCAGAAUUCUCCAGAGGCUAUAAAGGAAAUCAAUGACUACAUAGAAACAAAAACCCAUGGGAAAAUUGUUCGUUUAUUUAACAGUCUCGAUAAAGACACCGUGAUGGUUCUGGUGAACUACAUUUUCUUUAAAGGCUACUGGGAAAAACCUUUCAAAAAUUUCGCCACCAGAGACGAUGACUUCUUGUUGGAUGCCAAGAAUUCUGUUAAGGUCAAAAUGAUGCAUCAAAGCAAAAACUUUAAUAUCCAUAGGGAUGAGAAGUUGUCUUGCUGGGUAGUAGAAAUCCCAUACAAAGGAAAUGCUACUGCAUUGUUUGUUCUACCUGAUGAAGGGACAAUGAAGCAGGUGGAGGAUGCUCUGCUAAAAGAAACAGUAUCUAACUGGAUGCAAUCACUUGAAAACAGAAAAAUCUACCUGGACCUUCCAAAAUUCUCCAUCUCAGGCUCCUAUGACAUUAAGAGCCUGUUUGAGAAAAUGGGUGUGACAGAGCUAUUCAGUGACGCAGCUGAUCUCUCUGGAAUGGCAGAAAAUACUCUUCUGAAGGUUUCCAAAGCAAUUCACAAGGCCACGGUGGAUGUUAGUGAGAACGGAACAGAGGCUGCUGCAGUGACUGCAAUAGAAUUGGUACCAUUGUCUGCAGGGUUCCCUCCUCCUCCUCGCAUCAGAUUCAACAGGCCCUUCCUGAUGAUAAUUGUUGAUAAAAGCACCCACGGCAUCCUCUUCAUGGGGAAAAUUGUGAACCCAACUGCCAAGGAAGUCUAG